CAUAGAAAGAUCAACAGAGAGUGAUCGCAGGAGGUCUUGAUAGGUCAGAGGUGGUGUUAUCACACUACGUCAGCUCUGAGCCUGUAUAAAGGGCCAAGCCAUCUGUGGAGCAUUACAAUCUCAACCCAAUUCUCUUGAGGACUGCAAGAAAGGAAAGACUGCAAAGAUGAAACUGUACCUGGCUGCAGCCGUGCUGAUGCUUGUACUUGCUGUACACACAGAGGCCCAGGACGAGUCUACACUGGAGCAGCACUUCGCCAAAUUCCAGACCCAGGUGAAGGAGAUUGCAGAUGACCUGACAGAGAAGACCAAGACCACCUUCGAAAAACUUGGAAAUAGCGAGUUUGGUGAAAAAACCAAGAACUGGUUUACUGAGCAGUAUGAGAAAAUGAAGCAGUCGCUGUCUGGAACCUUCAAUUAAAAACCAAUGGCCUUCCAUCUUCCCUGCAAUCAUGCAAUUGCUGUGUGAUUUGUGAUACCAUCCCCACCCUGUUGUGCCAACUUGUGCAUUUGUUACAGUUCAGUAUAUACUCAAAAACUGUUAUGAUCUCCUCGUCAUUUGUGUGAUCUUUUAAAUAGUUUACAAUUUUGUGGGAUAAUGUUAAAUAUCAUGGGGAAAAAUGCAAAAUCUAAGUAUACAUUCUGAACUUUUUCAAAAGAAUAAACGGUGAAACACAAAA
Molecule: messenger RNA, 680 nt
Organism: Carassius gibelio (silver crucian carp)
Lineage: Eukaryota; Metazoa; Chordata; Actinopteri; Cypriniformes; Cyprinidae
Gene: apoc1
Product: apolipoprotein C-I
Exons: 4
Coding region: 167-421 (84 amino acids)
Biological process (GO): very-low-density lipoprotein particle clearance; triglyceride metabolic process; negative regulation of lipid catabolic process
Cellular component (GO): very-low-density lipoprotein particle; high-density lipoprotein particle; extracellular region
Molecular function (GO): fatty acid binding; phospholipase inhibitor activity
Source: RefSeq, a predicted model, not a curated record